Candoia aspera is the source of this 4349-nucleotide messenger RNA. It is a transcript of the gene ADAM22, whose product is annotated as ADAM metallopeptidase domain 22. Gene Ontology annotation, molecular function: metalloendopeptidase activity. Gene Ontology annotation, cellular component: postsynaptic density membrane. Gene Ontology annotation, biological process: proteolysis. The record is from RefSeq and is a predicted model, not a curated record. NCBI's taxonomy places the organism in Eukaryota, Metazoa, Chordata, Lepidosauria, Squamata, Candoiidae. The coding region runs from base 80 to 2986 and encodes 968 amino acids. The transcript has 32 exons.
ACUCCGAUCGCCUUGUGAUCCUCGCUUCUCGCGGGCGGCUCGCCUCCCUCCUGCCGCCGCCUCCCCGCAAGAGCCAGCCAUGCAUGUCGCGACUCCCCUGCUCUCCUUGACGCUCUGGACCGUCGGAAUGCUCUCGAAAGCUCGCUCCGGCCGCGCAGGAGACACCUUGUUGACUGAAAUGGAGAGAAAGGCUGCGGAUCGCUUCAGGGAGAGACAGAAGAGCGUCCCUUUUCGGCUCCUCUAUAGCGCCAGCGAAGGCAACGAAACUCCUCACGACCUGCUCGACACUCGCGUUGGCCGCAGCUCUGCUGGGAAGCAGUCCACUCACAUCGCUAGAGCCAGCUUCCAGGUGGAUGCUUUCGGAUCUUCUUUCAUCCUAGAUAUAGAAUUAAACCAUGACCUACUGUCUUCAGAAUACCUUGAGAGGCAUAUUGACCAUAAUGGGAAGAUGGUGGAAGUUAAAGGAGGAGAACAUUGUUAUUAUCAAGGUCACAUCAGAGGGAAUCCAGACUCAUUUGUUGCUCUGUCCACCUGCCAAGGACUUCAUGGUAUGUUCUAUGAUGGGAAUCACACAUACCUUAUUGAACCGGAAGAAAACUUUACAUCUCAAGAGGAAUUCCAUUUACACUCUGUGUACAAAUCCAGAUUAUUUGAAUUUCCUUUGGAUUAUCUUCCAUCUGAAUUUUGGCACAUGAAUACCACGUCACAGAAAUUUGGUGUGAAACCAAGAUAUAAAAGAAGAAAAAGGCAGGUCCGACCGAAUCUUCCUAGGGUUGAAGAUGAAAUGAAAUAUGUUGAGCUGAUGAUUGUAAAUGAUCAUCUAAUGCUGAAAAAGCACCGAUUAUCAGUUGGCCACACGAACAGCUUUGCAAAAUCAGUGGUGAACAUGGCAGAUUUAAUUUAUAAAGAACAACUCAACACCAGGAUAGUCUUGGUUGCCAUGGAAACCUGGGGUACUGAUAACAAGUUCACCAUAUCUGAAAACCCACUGGUGACUCUACGUGAAUUUAUGAAAUAUAGGAGAGACUUUAUCAAAGAGAAAAGUGAUGCAGUUCACCUUUUUUCGGGGAGCCAGUUUCUCAGCAGCCGUAGCGGGGCAGCCUAUAUUGGUGGCAUCUGUUCAUUGCUGAAAGGUGGUGGUGUAAAUGAAUUUGGAAAGCCAGAUUUAAUGGCCGUUACAUUGGCACAGUCCUUAGCUUACAAUCUUGGGAUCUUCUCAGACAAAAGAAGGUUGCAGAGUGGUGAAUGCAAAUGUGAGGAUACAUGGUCUGGAUGUAUAAUGGGAGACACUGGUUAUUACCUUCCAACCAAGUUCUCCAAAUGUGAUAUUGAGGAGUAUCAUGAAUUUUUAAAUAAUGGAGGCGGAGCCUGCCUUUUCAACAAACCUUCCAAGCUCCUUGAUCCCCCAGAAUGUGGCAAUGGUUUUGUUGAAACCGGGGAAGAAUGUGAUUGUGGUGCUCCAGCAGAAUGUCUUGCUGAAGGUGGAGAAUGCUGCAGUUCCUGCAGUCUAACUGCUAACUCUCAAUGCAGUAAUGGACUUUGCUGUAGAAAAUGUCAGUUUGAACCCAAAGGUGUAGUCUGCAGAGAAGCUGUAAAUGAUUGUGACAUUCCAGAGAGCUGCAGAGGAGAUUCCAGUCAGUGCUCUCCAAAUCUCUACAAAAUAGAUGGGUAUUCAUGUGAUAAUGAACAGGGCAUUUGUUUUGGAGGAAGAUGCAAAACAAGAGACAGACAAUGUAAAUACAUUUGGGGAGAAAAAGUGACAACUGCUGAUAAAUAUUGCUAUGAAAGAUUAAAUAUAGAAGGAACAGAGAAAGGUAGCUGUGGCAGAGACAAAGAUACUUGGAUUCAGUGCAAGAAUGAAGAUGUUCUUUGUGGAUAUCUACUGUGUUCUAACAUUGCCUCUAACAUUCCAAGACUUGGGGAACUUGAUGGUGAAAUCACAUCCAUUUCUCUCCAGAAUCUGGGAAAAACUUACAAUUGCAGUGGUGGUCAUGUGAAACUGGAGGAAGAUGCAGAUCUGGGUUAUGUAGAAGAUGGGACUCCCUGUGGCCCUGAUAGGAUAUGCUGGGAUCACAGAUGCCUCUCAAUAGAUUCUUUUAACUUCAGUUCUUGUCCUGGAAGUACAGAUGGCUUUAUUUGUUCAGGACAUGGAGUUUGCAGUAAUGAAAUGCAGUGUGUCUGUGAACAGUUAUGGACAGGUGUAGACUGCAGCAAGCGCCUUAUGAAACCAAUAAAUGGGGGAAACUUGUCCAAUUCAGGUGUCACUAGCACAAAUAUUAUUAUUGGUGCUAUUGCUGGUACAAUUUUAGUGUUGGCUCUCAUUAUGGGAAUAACAGCAUGGGGUUACAGAAACUAUCGAAGACAGAGACAAAUUCCUCAGGGAGAUUAUGUUAAAAAGCCUGGUGAGGCCGACUCCUUUUAUAGCGACAUGCCACCUGGAGUCAGCACAAACUCUACAUCUAGUUCUAAGAAGAGGUCUGCUUUUCUGUCGCAUUUUCAGAUUUCUACCUGUUCCAUCACACAUUAUUCCAUUAGUCAGAACCUUUCAUUGUUUUGCAGCAGGUCAAACGGCUUAUCUCAUUCAUGCAGUGACAGAAUCCAAGAUGCAAAGAAUCUUUCAGACAUCUGUCAAAAUGGGAGACCAAGGAGUAAUUCAUGGCAAGGUAAUAUAGGAGGCAACAGAAAGAAAGUCAAAGGCAAAAGAUUUAGGCCACGGUCUAAUUCAACUGACAGGGUAUCCCAUGCUUCUGAGCCUGGGCUUUCCCACACCAAUCAAAUCCCACCCCAAGGCAUAAGCCAGGGGGAUUCUCACCACUCCCAAACAGGGAAUCGGAAUCACAGGACUCUUUCCCCUGCAAAGUCCCCCUCAUCAUCCACUGGCUCCAUUGCUUCCAGCAGAAAGUAUCCGUACCCCAUGCCUCCACUGCCUGACGAGGAGAAGAAGGCCCACAGAGCUAGUGCCAGGCUAUGGGAGACUUCCAUUUAAGUAUUUAGCGUCCACCUGAGCUGACACCAGAACUGUUUACUUCCAAUUUUAUAUGAAUUCAGCGUCACUGAGUCACUGAACAUUCAUCUGCUCAGCAGACAACUUGAUGGAGCGAAGAUACAGAUAGUCACAGGAUAAGCAAGUUCUCCCGUUGAAGGAAAACACUGAUUUUCUUCAGCUAACAGAAGUUUUGUGAAUUACAAAUAAAGAUAUUAACCUGGGAUAUACAGAACUGAACAUGCUAAGAUAUUAUGCAUGAUGUCAGGUAUUAUAUAGACAUUCAGAUACUGCUUUUGGAGUCCCAGUGGUGUUUUUUUUCCCCUGGUCUAACAUAUUCCCAAAUAUCUAAAAGAGAGAGAGAGUGAUUCAGAAUUUGGUACAUAAUCAUUUAUGCUGUGUGCAUGAACCUGUUUCCCACUAUCCAUGUGUAAGGGAUUAAUCAUUUUACUGUAGUAGAGUUAGCAUGCAGGAAUAAGAAAUGUUUUUUUCCACACCUGGGUUCUAAAGAGGCAAAAUAUUUUGACAUAAGCUUCAAUAACAAAACAGUGAUUUCUUUUUAACCUGUUGUGAUUACAUUCUCAGUAAAAAGCUAUCUGUAGAAAGUUGUGAAAUAUAAGCACUGUAGUUAGGGUUUUUUUGUUUUUUGUUUUGCCUGAAGAGCGUGCAACAAAACUUAGGAGUCAAGUUAAGGUUUCAUGGCAGGUUCAUGAAUAUACUGUAGCUCAGGUGCAUGCAUCUGCCAAUAGGUUCAGAAUGACUUGCUGAAAAACCAGGAAAGCGCUAUCAGCCUCUGUUGAUAAUAGUGAGAAAAACGGACCAAUGGCCUGGUUGGAUAUAAGGUAUGUAUGAUAUCUGACAUUAAAAAAAAUAGCCCUGCAGGAGGGAGGGUUGAUUCAGAUUGUGAUUAUAGUGCUACGUUUUCUACCUUUUUCUCAAAACUGGUUUCCUGUCAAAAUUCUCAAACCUUUCCUCCCAUUUGUCCAAGUGCCAUUGAGGACUAAACUUUGCCCCGUAUUCUAAGAAGAACUACCACGAAGGGUCUAGAAUGUCUCUAGAAAUUAGAAAAUAUUUUCUCUCUAGAAAAUAGAGAACAAGGAUUUUUUCCUCCUUCCUAUUGAAAUCAAUUGAAUUAAUCUGGAUCCAUAUGGAACCCAAUUUUUUCUUACCUAUUUGGAACCUUGGCCAUCAAUGUGAAGUUGGUCAAAAUGCUGUAUCUGCUGUACAUAUUAAAUACCUACUUUCUGAAGUUCAACCGUCUUAACCACCCAAUUCAAGUUCACCUUUUAUCCUAGUUAAUCAUAUAAUACUGUGUAAGCUUGUACAUGUUUUGGCCAAAUAAGAAAUGUUCAAAUGCUUGACUGAA